AUGGCCAGCUUUGUGUCCAACAUGCUCUCCCCUGGAGGAAAGGAUGGUAACAACAACACCGCCAACAAUAACAGCAGCAGGCUCGACCUCGGUCGGCCCUCGACGCCCAUUAGAAAUAGCUUCGUCGAGCCAGCCAACACCCCGAAGGGCAGCCCUAGCAAGAGAACCGCUCCCCCUGGUGCCCGAGAACUGCCCCAGGCCUUUGAGAACCACCUCAAGCUCAACGCUGCCACUACUCUUGACAGCCCCAUCAAGCUCGGCCGUCCUCAAUCAGUCAUAACCCCACUGUCUCCCACCAAGCUCAGCAACGCCCAGUCAUUCGACCCCUUCGACGCUGAGUCUACCACAAACACUCUUAUUGACGAUAGCAUCCUCCAAAGGGGACCUCCUUCUCCCCCGCUGAAGCACCAGGGCCAGGAGAACACUCCUCCUACCGCCUCCAAGAUACCCAUCUCCCACAGCCAUGCCGCUCAAUCGAGACAGGACCUCUACAACAGUCCGCGCGCCCCUCCUCCAGGAAAGAAGUUCGACACGUCUCGUGGCCUCACAGACGAGGAGCGAGCAAUUCUGGAGAAGCCCAACGUCAGGCGUCUGGUCAAUGUCACCCAGCUUUAUUUCCUCGACUACUAUUUUGACCUUCUGAACUAUGCUGGCAACCGCCAGUCUCGCCUCAAUGCCUUUCGCGCCGAAUACCCUGAGCCUCCCGAGACCGACGAGGAGACCUACAAACAGAUGUGGAGCAAGUACGCCGGUCGUGAACGGGCUAAUCUGCGCAAGCGACGGGUACGGCUCCGACAAGGUGACUUCCAGAUCCUGACGCAGGUCGGACAAGGUGGCUACGGUCAAGUAUUUUUGGCCCAGAAGAAGGACACGAAGGAAGUGUGCGCUUUGAAGGUCAUGAGCAAGAAGCUAUUGUUCAAACUGGACGAGGUGCGCCACGUCUUGACCGAGAGAGACAUCCUGACAACUGCCAAGAGUCAAUGGCUUGUCCGUCUGCUGUAUUCGUUCCAGGAUGACAAGAAUAUCUACCUUGCAAUGGAAUAUGUGCCUGGAGGCGACUUCCGCACUCUGUUGAACAACACGGGUGUCCUGUCCAAUCGACACGCUCGAUUCUACAUUGCCGAGAUGUUCUGUUCCGUGGACGCUCUCCACCAGCUCGGCUACAUUCAUCGCGACUUGAAGCCUGAAAACUUCCUUGUCGACUCUUCGGGGCACGUCAAACUGACUGAUUUUGGAUUGGCGGCCGGUAUGCUCGCCCCUGCAAAGAUCGAGUCGAUGCGACUCCGUCUGGAGCAAGCAUCAGAGACCUCUGUGCCUUUUGGCAAGCCAAUGGACCAGAGAACCGUGGCAGAGCGACGAGAUGGGUACCGGUCGAUGCGGAACAAUGACGCCAAUUACGCCAAGUCUAUCGUGGGCUCACCCGAUUACAUGGCCCCCGAGGUUCUCCGCGGGGAAGAGUACGACUUUACUGUCGACUAUUGGAGUCUGGGCUGCAUGCUCUUCGAGGCCCUGACUGGUUUCCCGCCGUUUGCUGGAUCCAAUGCUGACGAGACCUGGCGUAACCUGAAGCAUUGGAGGGACGUUCUGAAGCGGCCUGUGUGGGAGGAUCCCAACUACUUCCUCAGCAACCGGACCUGGAACUUCAUCACUACCUGCAUCAAUUCCCGCUCCAAGCGGUUCUCUAACAUCAAGGACAUUUAUGCCCACCAGUACUUUGCCGAGGUCAACUGGGAGACGCUGCGGGAUACGAAGGCGCCUUUCGUACCAGAGCUGGACUCGGAGACGGAUGCCGGCUAUUUCGACGACUUCACCAACGAGGCCGACAUGGCCAAGUACAAGGAGGUGCAUGAUAAGCAGUCGGCCUUGGAGAAUAUGGCCGAGCGUGAAGACGACAUGGGCAAGGCGCUGUUUGUCGGGUUCACAUUCCGUCACCGCAAGACGGAUGAGACCGGCAGCAGUUCAAGGAAGCCGAUCACGGACAACACGUUCGGCACAAUGCUUUAG
This is a messenger RNA of Diaporthe amygdali, 2004 nucleotides long. RefSeq names its product gc ndr protein kinase. The coding region runs from base 1 to 2004 and encodes 667 amino acids. The transcript has 3 exons. The record is from RefSeq and is a predicted model, not a curated record. Gene Ontology annotation, biological process: peptidyl-serine phosphorylation; intracellular signal transduction. Gene Ontology annotation, molecular function: protein serine/threonine kinase activity; ATP binding. Gene Ontology annotation, cellular component: spindle pole body. NCBI's taxonomy places the organism in Eukaryota, Fungi, Ascomycota, Sordariomycetes, Diaporthales, Diaporthaceae.